AAUAUACUGAUGUUAAUGCACUAAUUCCUAAAAAUUCAUCUGUAAUUGUCAGAAGAAUUCCUGUCGGAGGUGUUAAGUCUACAAGCAAGACACGUGUUAUAAGUCGAACUGAACCAGUGAUGGGAACUACAGAAGCAAUUGAUGACCCUUCUGCAUCUCUUUCUCUGGCCCAGCUUACAAAGACUGUCAAUCUGGAUGAAGCCAAUGCUUCUGAGGAAGACAAAAUUAAAGCAAUGAUGUUGCAAUCUGGCCAUGAAUACAACCCAAUCAAUUACAUGAAGAAAAGUCUGGUAAGUCUGCCAUCUCCAUCUUACACCUGCUUUAGUUGUGGUAAACCUGGUCAUUAUAUUAAGAAUUGCCCAACAAAUGGGGAUAAGAACUUUGCAACUGGUCCUAGGAUCAAAAAGAGCACUGGAAUUCCUACAAGUUUUAUGAUGGAAGUGAAAGAUCCUAACAUGAAAGGUGCAAUGCUUACCAACACUGGAAAAUAUGCAAUACCGAUUAUAGAUGCAGAGGCCUAUGCAAUUGGGAAGAAAGAGAAACCACCCUUCUUACCAGAGGAACCAUCCCCAUCUUCAGAAGAAGGUGAUCCUAUCCCAGAGGAGCUCUUGUGCCUCAUCUGCAGAGACAUUCCUACAGAUGCAAUUGUGAUUCCAUGCUGUGGAAACAGUUACUGUGAUGAAUGUAUAAGAACAGCACUCCUGGAGUCCGAUGAACAUACAUGUCCAACAUGUCAUGAAAAUGAUGUUUCUCCUGAUGCUUUAGUUGCCAACAAGUCUUUACGGCAGCUCCAAUACCAGGCAGAGGAAAGAGCUGCAAAUACCGUGCCAAGUCCAGAUUUCAUGGAUUCCACCCAUCUAGGUCAAGGUCACCUCCCUAUAGACUAUACCACUCCUGGUCUAGAUCUCCUCAAGCAUUUAGGGGACAGUCUCCCACUAAACACAAUAUAUCUCAAGGAGAAACAGAGCCUGAGUAUUUUCAUAGAUACAGAGAAGGUCUACCCCCCUUAUGACACCAAAGCCUAUUAUGGGCAGAGUGUUGACUUUAGAGACCCAUUUGAGAAAGAACGCUACCAGGAAUGGGAGAGGCAAUAUCGACAGUGGUAUGAGAAGUACUACAAAGGGUACACAGUGGGAGUGCAGCCUAGACCCUCGGCCAACAGAGAACACAUUUGGAGAGAGUGGCUGAAACUUCAGGGAGACUUUAGGGUCCUCAAGAAGUAG
This is a messenger RNA of Arvicanthis niloticus (Nile rat), 1223 nucleotides long. Lineage: Eukaryota; Metazoa; Chordata; Mammalia; Rodentia; Muridae. The record is from RefSeq and is a predicted model, not a curated record.